GGGCCUGGCCCUGUCCGGGGGACCCGAGGCGGCGAGCCCGACCUUGAUGACGGAGGAUCGAUGGCGACCUCCUCCGUGUCCAAGGGUUGCUUUGUGUUCAAGCCCAAAGAUUCCAAAAAGAGAAAAACAUCUACCACAGCCGACUACUUUCACAAAGGCAAAGCCGUUUCAGAGAAUGACAAGUUGCGAUUUAGUUCCUAUCAGUCACUAUGGCAACAGAUGAAAGAGGAAACGGAGAGGUUGCAGGAGAAUUUAAAUGAGAAGAUGUUUGAUAACUUCAUUUCAUUUAUUAAAAAAUCCCAUGUUCAAGUUAAUUCUGAAGGAAAUGAUUGGAGCUAUCGGAUGAGGUGCUCUGAGAUUCCCACCGCAGCCCUUGUUCUUGGUGUAAAUGUGCCUGACCAUGAAAUGACAGUCCAGAGCUUAUCAGAUCUUCUAAAGCAGUCACUUACCCCACACGUCGUUUGCCUUCAGGGCAAGGAGUGCACAACUGUGAAGCAGGUUUUGCAGAAAAUUCUGAAACACCUUAUGGGUGGGAAUGGCAAUGAGGAGGAGGAGGAGGAGGAGGAAGAGGAGGAUAUGGAACGCUCUGUUGAUUUUCACCAGAUAAAAAUGAGCUGCUCCAUGGCCUCCCUGUGUAGAUGGUACAAUACUGUAGCAAAGAAAUCUACUUCAAAAAGCCCAAGGAAAAAGAGGAAAUCUUUGCUUCAGCACGAAGUGGCCCCUCCCAUAGUUAUCAUCUUCAAAGAUCUCGAGAGCUUCCUCCCCAAAGUACUGCAAGAUUUCAUAAUCAUCGCCAGUAAUUACAUCCAGCGACUCCCACUAGUGCUGGUUUUUGGAAUUGCCACGUCCCCCAUCAUUAUACACCGGAUGCUGACUCACUCAGUUUCCUCGCUGUUGUGUAUUGAGCUGUUCCAAUCUCUACCUUGCAUCGAUCAUUUGGCUGCAGUUAUUGACAAGUUGGUGUUGACAACCAAAUUCCCAUUUAAGUUGAGUGGAAAAGUGCUUCAGGUUCUGAUUAACAUAUUCUUGUACCAUGACUUUUCUGCAAAGAACUUUGUUAAAGGUUUUCAGCUAUCUCUGUUGGAGCACUACUACACCCAGCCUCUUAGUUUUUUAUGCUGUGCAUUGAAUGAAACCAAUGCCAGGGUGCACCAUCUUUCCCAUGAUGACUGUGAACUAAUCCGCCAGUUGCCAUCUUUAAUGGGCUACGUUGAUCAUCAAGAUUCAGAGAAGCAGGUUGAACUUUUGACCAAUGACCAAUAUUUAAAGACUAUUGUACAAACACUGUUGACGGACCUUCACGUUUACCACAAGAAUUACUUCGCGGUCCUAAAAUGUCUGCACAUCUUUACGUCAUCGCUUCCAAAAUAUCCUUUGGGUAAACAGAUCAGAGAGCUCUAUAUCACUUGUUUAGAGUCGAACGUAUGGGAGAUCAAGGAGUACAGUUCUGCAUUUCAACUGCUUGGAAUGAUGGCUAAAGACGAGCUCGUACGUCUGCUACAGAAAUGUGUGGAAGUAUUGCAGUCUUCAGAGCACAAAUCUCUCGCCCAGGCCACACAAACACUGGAAGAUUUUCUUGCAAAGUUUCAGAAGCUGGACGAUGCUCCUGUGGACGAUGUUGAAGAUGGUGAAGAAAACAUAACAGAAUCACAGAGAUCACUGCAGAAAAAGACUGACUUAUACCAGCUUCAAAAGACCUUAAUGGAAAUGAAGGUAUUAAAAAGACGCAAGAAACCAAGCAGGUUUGAGUGUCUGCGGAUGGAUGUUCUUCAAUUUAUGGACCAACUUGCAAGGCAAUACUUAGUGUCACCAGACACGCAGCCACUCCAUGAACUUGUAUAUUUCCAAGAUGCUAGCACGCUUCGCAGACACCUAAAUGCAGCCCCACGCGCUGCCCUGCAGAUGGCUUUAAGUAACCCGUAUUACUAUCUAAAGAAUGAAGCCUUGAAGAGCGAAGGAGGAACCAUUACCUAUGCAGCACCAGAUAUCUGUAUAAUCUACAAGCUUCACCUGGAGUGCGGACGAUUGAUUAACCUCUAUGACUGGCUGCAGGCAUUCGCUACAGUGGUUUGUGCUGCAGAAGGGAAGGACCCUGACGAAAUAAAUAACGGACAAGUGGAGGGAGUUAUACAUGCUCGUUUUAUUCGGGCAGUGUCUGAGCUGGAGUUCCUGGGCUUUAUUAAGUCAACCAAGCGGAAGACUGAUCAUGUAGCACGGCUAACGUGGGGUGGUUUCUGAGUGGAGCCAGCAAAUGUUAAAAUUCCAUCCCUGUUAGAACUGAAGAAUGUGAUACCAAUGAAAUACCACACCAGCAUUUAAAAUAAGGACUAAUAAAAUGACUUUUUUCUGAUA
Leucoraja erinaceus (little skate) is the source of this 2352-nucleotide messenger RNA. It is a transcript of the gene orc3, whose product is annotated as origin recognition complex, subunit 3. Gene Ontology annotation, cellular component: DNA replication preinitiation complex; nuclear pre-replicative complex; nuclear origin of replication recognition complex. Gene Ontology annotation, molecular function: DNA replication origin binding. Gene Ontology annotation, biological process: DNA replication; DNA replication initiation. The record is from RefSeq and is a predicted model, not a curated record. Lineage: Eukaryota; Metazoa; Chordata; Chondrichthyes; Rajiformes; Rajidae.